AUGGUACCGUACUUUCUUGUUAUUGUACCUCUUGUUACCGUACCUUUUAUCACCGUACCUCUUGGUACCGUACCUCUUAUCACUGUACCUCUUGGUACCGUACCUCUUUGGUUACCGUACCUCUUGUUACCGCACCUUCUUGGUACCGUACCUCUUGGUACCGUACCUUUUAUCACCGUACCUCUUGGUACCGUACCUCUUAUCACUGUACCUCUUGGUACCGUACUUUUUGUUAUUGUACCUCUUGUUACCGUACCUCUUGGUACCGUACCUCUUGUUACCGUACUUUUUAUCACUGUAUCUCUUGGUACCGUACUUCCUAUCACCGUUUUAACAAAAGAUAUGGUACCAAAAGGUGCGGUAACAAGAGGUUCGGUACCAAGAGUACGGUAA
Brugia pahangi is the source of this 393-nucleotide messenger RNA. The record is from the annotation of a GenBank genome assembly. NCBI's taxonomy places the organism in Eukaryota, Metazoa, Nematoda, Chromadorea, Rhabditida, Onchocercidae.